Molecule: messenger RNA, 1033 nt
Organism: Leptidea sinapis
Lineage: Eukaryota; Metazoa; Arthropoda; Insecta; Lepidoptera; Pieridae
Gene: Clc
Product: clathrin light chain
Exons: 6
Coding region: 145-783 (212 amino acids)
Biological process (GO): clathrin-dependent endocytosis; clathrin coat assembly; intracellular protein transport
Cellular component (GO): clathrin coat of coated pit; postsynaptic endocytic zone cytoplasmic component; synaptic vesicle membrane
Molecular function (GO): clathrin heavy chain binding; structural molecule activity
Source: RefSeq, a predicted model, not a curated record
ACAGUUGUCGAAUAGACUAUGAAAUUUGUAUUAACUAUUCAAUCACUUUCCAGUUUUUGCAAUUUGCAUUCUUGUCAAUAAAAAUUAACAUAACUUACAAGUCUUGUCGAAUAAAUUGUUAUUGAUUUACUAUAUCCUAGAAACAUGGAUGAUUUUGGUGACCACUUCGUGCAACCAGAUGUAGACCCAGCAGCAGAGUUUUUAGCUAGAGAACAAAACCAAUUAGCUGGUCUUGAAGAUGACUUAGAAACUGCUACGCCCCCCAUUGCUUUGUCCACAGCUUCCAAUGGUUUCGAAGACUUUGUCGAAGUUCCAAGUGCAGCAGCAUUUGAAGCAAAUGGUCUCUUGGAUGAUGAACCUACAACCACUCCGGCUCCUGCACCAUCAGUGUUCAGACAAGAAAGAGAGGAACCAGAGAAAAUCAAACUGUGGAGAGAAGAGCAGAAGAAAAGACUAGAAGAGAAAGAUGCAGAGGAAGAAAGGAAGAAACAAGAGAUGCUUAAAAUUGCAAAGAAAGAAUUAGAAGACUGGUACAAAACUCAUGAGGAACAAAUAGCGAAAACUAAAGCAGCCAACAGGGAGUCUGCUAAAAAUGCCGAAAAGGCUCUCGCCCGUGGUUCUGAGAGCACUGUAGAAGACGGUAGCGAGUGGACGCGAGUCGCGGAACUGUGCGACUUCGGUCCCAGACGCGGCCGCGAUGUCGCGCGACUCAGGUCUAUUGUUCUGCAGCUAAAACAGUCUGGUGUCCGCCCCAACUACCCACCACGACCUAAAGUGGCCUGAACUCAGAAGUAAUAUGAAGAAUUAAUGUUCUUAAACCAUACAAUUGAAAUCACAUUUAUUUAAAUAAAUUGUUCAUUUAUAUAAUAGUAAAAUAUUUAUAUAUAGAAGUGAUUAUAGUAUUUAAUGUUAAAUUUAUUGCCUAACAGAAUGUUAUUGGUUCAUAAUAUGAUAAAGAAACUUAUUGUUAACAUUGCAAUGUUACAUGAAAACUUUUUUAUUCUAACAAUUAGUAUUAAAUCAUUCCAACAUA